This is a messenger RNA of Fragaria vesca subsp. vesca, 710 nucleotides long. RefSeq names its product 60S ribosomal protein L14-2-like. The transcript has 4 exons. The record is from RefSeq and is a predicted model, not a curated record. The coding region runs from base 74 to 478 and encodes 134 amino acids. Gene Ontology annotation, biological process: translation; ribosomal large subunit biogenesis. Gene Ontology annotation, molecular function: RNA binding; structural constituent of ribosome. Lineage: Eukaryota; Viridiplantae; Streptophyta; Magnoliopsida; Rosales; Rosaceae. Gene Ontology annotation, cellular component: cytosolic large ribosomal subunit; ribosome.
CAAACCCUAGCUCUGCCUCUUUUGCCUCACACGCUUCUCCGACGAGUCUUGACUGCUCUCAGAUCCCGGAAAAAUGCCUUUCAAGAGGUACGUCGAGAUCGGAAGGGUGGCUCUGGUCAACUACGGCCCGGACUACGGCAGGCUCGUCGUGAUUGUCGAUGUCAUCGACCAGAAUCGGGCUCUGGUUGAUGCACCUGAUAUGGUGAGGACUCAGAUGAACUUCAAGAGGCUGUCACUCACUGAUAUCAAGAUUGAGAUCCCCAGGGUGCCGAAGAAGAAGACUCUCAUUGCUGCCAUGGAGGCUGGUGAUGUUAAGAACAAGUGGGAACAGAGUUCAUGGGGGAGGAAGCUGAUAGUGCAGAAGAGAAGGGCUUCACUUAAUGAUUUCGAUAGGUUCAAGCUCAUGUUGGCCAAGAUCAAGAAAGCUGGAAUUGUCAGGCAGGAGCUAACAAAGCUGAAGAAAUCAAGUGCAGCCUAAAUCUGUUGCAGUCUUGUUAUAAGAUAUUGAGUUGCUUCUGUUUUGAUUCAUAGUGGUAGCACCAUAUGGGUAUUUUGGUUAGGUCAUAGUUGUGAGAGGCACUUUUGUUGAAAUGAUUGGCAGGUUAUCUUUAAAAACUUUGCAUGAGUUUUGUUUGAAUUGAAAUGGAAGCCAACUUUCCUCGAGUUGAUAUUUCUUUUUAUGAUGUUAUUAUUGUUGCAUUUUGUGGGUU